Molecule: messenger RNA, 1707 nt
Organism: Bombyx mori (domestic silkworm)
Lineage: Eukaryota; Metazoa; Arthropoda; Insecta; Lepidoptera; Bombycidae
Product: probable enoyl-CoA hydratase
Exons: 6
Coding region: 125-1117 (330 amino acids)
Source: RefSeq, a predicted model, not a curated record
ACAUUUGAUAUUUUGUCUGUGUGCAUAGAUUAUACACUUAAUAUUUGAUCUGUGUAAUUGAUUUAAAACAUUGUUUUGUUAUUGAAGUUUUUAAAUUUUCAACUAACCAAAUAUUGAAAUUAAGAUGAGAAUACUCAUAAAGAAAUAUGCCACAAUAUCCAAAAUUUUACUACCUAGACGAAAUUUAGUCCGUUUCCUUUCAAAUGAUACGCAAAAAAAAACAGAAAAUGAGACCGAAAAGAUUGAAGAAGUAAAAAAAAAUAUCAUAAUAGAUAAAUUUGGAGCAGUCACAACAUUGAACAUAGACCGUCAAGUGACUCGCAACAGUCUAGAUGAAGCCACCCUCAGGGAGAUGGCUGCCGCAAUAGAUGACUUUGAGAAAGAUAAUCAAGCCAAAGUAUUGGUUUUGAAUGGUGAAGGAGGAUCUUUCUGCUCUGGAUUUGACAUUGAUGAAAUUGGGGAGAAAGGCUAUAACAGUUUAAAGGAUGCUGCUGCACGUCUGUUACGUCGACCACUUUGUGAUAAGCCAACAAUAGCAGCCGUCACUGGAUAUGCAGUUGCGGAAGGUUUUGAGCUGGCAUUAGCUUGUGAUCUACGAGUCAUUGAAGAUACUGCAGUAUUAGGAUGUCUUGGAAGAAGAUUUGGAGUCCCACUAAGCCUGUACGGUGCAAGGCGUUUGACAUCAUUGAUUGGGUUGUCAAGAGCUCUCGAUUUGAUAAUGACGGGGCGGCUAAUCUCUGGAACUGAUGCACAACAAAUGGGCCUGGCUUGCAAACUUACUUCUACAGGAACCGGACUUGGUGAAUCCGUGAAGUUAGCCAAAUCCUUGGCUAAGUUUCCCCAAAAUGCAUUAAUAAUGGACAAGUUAGCAGCAGUUAACUCUCAGUUGAAUCCGAACAGUGAGGAAAGCAUGAGGGACGAAGCAGUCAUGACUAGUCUGUUAGGUAACGCUAUACUGGAUAUAGAGGAAGGCGUCAAAAAGUUUCAAGGAGGUAUAGGAAAGCAUGGAAAGUUCUACAAAUUAUCAGAAGCACCAUUAAAAGAAUGGGAAAUUGAAGAGAGCGUCGAAGAAGUCACAGUUCAGAAGAUAAAUGAAAGGAAAAAUGAAAAGUCAUAAAUAUUGCAUAAUAGUUGUUAAGCUGUUGUUUAAUUUGAGGUUUUAAUUAAUUUUAAUAAAUAUCUAGUCGUUCUCAUUGCUGAAUUUUUUUAAAUCUAUGUGGUAUAUAUAUCUAUGUGGGUCUAAGUAUCUACGUGGAAUUGUAGGGUGAAAUCUAUUUGAUUUUAACAUUAACAUCAGAAUCUUAAUUUAAUAAAUAAAACAAUCUUGUAAUCUUAAGUGAUGGCUGAAGUUGGCAUUCGUCUUCUUUUAAAAUCUAGUGUGAAUUAAAAUAAUGAUAAUAAAAAUGCCAAUCUUCUCAAAUUUAAUAGAAAAAAAAAAAAUUAACAGGCCUUAAAGUCCUACAAGAAAUGGAAAUUAUAGCUCGAGUGUUAAAUUUUCAGAUCUAGCAAUGAGUUUUUAUUAUCUAUGGUAAAUCUAAGGAAUUUAACGUUGUUUUUUUUUUGGAAAAAUUUCUGGAUUGUUUCUGUGUCAUGUUAAAGGGUUUAAGCACUUCGAAUCAGACGGGCCGGGGGCUUGUUGCCCUUAUGGCACUAAUUGAUAAUUGUUUCUCGUGUAUGUCAACGCCAAUAAAACUCAUAAAAUACAAA